AUGUCGUAUUCAUUCAAUGACAGUCAGGAGGUUAAUGCUCGUACUACCAAAUUUGCGGACACCACCACCACCAGGACAAGACGAACAAUCAAAUCUUGCGGGGAAUGCAGGAGAAGGAAGCAAAAGGUCAAUGAAAUCUGCCCCCCAAAACCCUUCCAUCGCAAUCGCUCCCUUCUGGUCUAUCCGACCCUGACAGGCCAGUGCGACCAAGAGCAGCCGUGCAGCAACUGCAGGCGAAGGUUCCCCGAGCCAAUAUGCGACUAUGGGCCCCGCAGAUCAGCCGCUCCCGAGUUUGCUACAUCUCCGACGGCUGAGGCUCUUUCGACGCCCAGUACGUCGUCGGGCCGUCCGGUUACAUCGCGAAAGCAAGCACCCUGGGCGCCAAUCAGCCGGUCUGGCAUCGCUUCCAAGGUCUCGGGGCACGAGACGCAUACAUUGAAGUUGAACCUUUCAUCUCGAGGACACGCCGGGGAAUCUACUCAACCGCAGAAUGAGCAGGAAGCACAUACAGCACGGAAGGCUCUGGUUGCUCUGCAACUUGAUGGCGUCGUAUACCAAUGCCACCUUACGGGGCCCGUUCAGAAUAUACUCCAUCUGCCUGUCCCACCGACUACGCAAAAUGCCAUGCUCAUAUGUAAAUUUUCCGAAUUGAUGACCGCACUUAAGGGCUCGUUCCACGGAGACUCGGAUCCGGAUAACCCUUACGUCCUUCACUACCUACCAUGGUGUGUUCAAUCGCCGCUGUUGGCGCUGUCCACACUCUAUACCACGGCCAGAACUAUAAUGCGUACUGGAUUAGUUGACCAACGCUCGUCAAUGCUAGCCAAGGGUUCAGCAAUCUCCAAGCUGAACGAGUAUCUUCGCUCGGAUGAUGACUGGGGAAGGGAAGAGGUUCUUGCUGCCAUUAUGCAGUUCGUCGCGGUGGAGUGGGUGUUUAGCGAAUUGGAGGUUGCGCAGUCUCACCUCAAAGGAUUCAGGGACAUUAUUCGACUCCGAGGAGGGUUUCCGUCCCAUGGAGUCGGUGUCUUGAUCACCAAGUCUGCUUUUUUACACGACAGCUUGAUUGCCCUUUGGUCAGAGGAGUCACCCAUCAUGACGAAUUCAUUCGAAUUCGAAGGCAUCCUCGACCGUCCGAGCGGCGCAGGUCGCUUCAAAGUAAGAUACAAUUGUCCUUUGGGACCCUCAUCGGUGGCAUUUAGAUCUUGCGAGGGUGUCCUUGGGAUACACCCAGCGACUGCGUCCAUCCUGGACGACAUUCGUUUCCUCAUCGACCUCGCUCUCGAUGCACCCCUAAACCCGAGCCCAGCCCAAGCACGCAAACUUGCAGCAACAGCCACGUGGAUUCUAGACCGCAUCAGAAACCUGGACCCGAAGUACCCUGAACGACUAGACCGCCCCAGCGAAGGCGGUGAUGCCGAGCUUGGCUGCCAAUCGACCGACGACUCGACAUGGACAGAAGUGAAGCCGCACUCUCUUCUUCCGAAAUUCCCGUCACACAAUUCGAUGGCGCAGGCAGCAAAGUCCCCAGGCGUUCAUAAAGACGAGGAAGACAUAUCAAGUCGGCCGUCGGAGGAUUACUCACCUGCGGAUUCCACAACUGUAGCUUCUAGCGAUGGAACGACAUGUGCUACAACUGGGGAAGCCCCGAAACCAGAUGCCCUAUACAUAGCCGUGCGCCUGGCAGCACUAAUAUAUGCCGAAGCAAUCGCAAAGAGGCAGCCCUUGAGCUGGGUGUGCUCGUCAUCGGAUGCGUUGGCGCUGCUGUCUACUACUUGGAGGAUUCCCCUCCCGGAGUGGCGCGGAGUGAUUGGAGUCUUCAUCUUUAUGCUAUUAUCCAUCUAUCCAACCUUUAGAUGGAUAGAUACUCCCCCAAAGAACAGCGAGGAAAAUAAUCGGCGUUGGGGCAACAGAGCCGGGAUGAGUCAAAACCCGUCACCGAUUGCCGAGACGGAGGAGAUAAAUCCAAAUGGGGAAAACGACGACGCGAGAAAAUUGGAACGGGACGCCAAAGAAAUGGCUGCCGAGAAAUUAUUGAAGCCUCAUCACACAUUUGUGAAAUCCAUCGUCCAAGCCGGCAUGACACAGAUGGCGAUCGAGGAUUGGCCGCUAUGUAUCAAGACGAUGAAACGAGCGUUGGCGUUGCAAAAAUGGCUUGAGCGGCGGAAGAUGUGA
Messenger RNA from Pyricularia pennisetigena, 2172 nucleotides. RefSeq lists its product as uncharacterized. Lineage: Eukaryota; Fungi; Ascomycota; Sordariomycetes; Magnaporthales; Pyriculariaceae. The record is from RefSeq and is a predicted model, not a curated record. Gene Ontology annotation, biological process: regulation of DNA-templated transcription. Gene Ontology annotation, molecular function: zinc ion binding; DNA-binding transcription factor activity, RNA polymerase II-specific. The coding region runs from base 1 to 2172 and encodes 723 amino acids. The transcript is spliced from 4 exons.